AUGGCCUGUACACUGUCUGUUAAUGGAGCAGGCUUUUCUGAGUAUUACGGUAAGAGGCGGGUCCAGUCAGAGCGUGAUAACCGGCUGGGCGUGUUUUGUCUUUGUGUGAGUGCGCGUGUGUGUAUGUGUGUGUGCGUGUGUGUUUGUGUGUGUGUUGUCCUGUCGGGCUCCUGGCCGCCCCGGUUCAGCACGGACCAUCACAGCCUCAUACUGUAUGAAGCCUUUAGGGUGGGAGGGACGGAGAGCCGCGUCCUCGCUGCAGCUGUGCAUAUAACAAACCAUCCUUCCGUGUCUCGGGAGACAGCUGAGAGCCUUUCUCCUCUGGUCCGGUUGGAUUUACUGAGGUUCUUUUGCAGCUGCAGGGAAGACAGCCACAGCUGGUAGUGCCGCUGCAUUGAGAAGGUCAGGACCGGAGGACGGUGUCAGGGGAGGGAGUGCAAGCCCGUCCGAGACGCGGGACACCGCCCGGCUGCAGCUUCUCCCGGUUCUCUGGAGCUCAUCGACGCUCAGCUGUCCUCAGGUAACAUCCGAGAGCAUGCAUGUGCACCGAGUUUCUGGGAGUCUGUUGAGAUGUCUUGAGCAAUCUUGCCAUGAAUGUGCAACUUAAUUCUACCCCAGCAGCUGUUUUAGUAUUUCUCUCUCUAAAGUUUAAUUAUCAGGACCUUGUUUGAUCAGGAAGCUUUCACGCGUCUUUUCUUAUUCAGCUUCUCCUUAAGUCAUAAAUUUUGCAGCAUUUUGUCCAUGACAGCUGAACGUUGAGACCCACAUUUCUGCAGAGGCCAGGAGGAAUGGGAUUCAGUGGAGAGAUGUAGUAUUUUCUUUGGGAAGUAGAAAUGUUAAGACAGAAAUGCUUGAAACGGUUCAAUUCUUGAAGUAUCAGUGCUUCAUUUGACACAGUUUGUUUUCAGAGUGCUUCUUUUAAGUGGAUUGCAUGACAAAAUGCUCCAAUUUUAUCAGCCAAAUCCAACAAAUCUAAACUGAGACUUUUAAACUGAGAAAUAAGUGAAAGUACACAAUCAGACUUUGGCUUAUAAAUCCGGGUUUAUGGCAUUAAAGCUGUGCAGAGAGCCAAACCAAUGUCACAUCAUCAUUAUUCAGUUUGUUUUAGUGAAAAACAAAUGAAUGAGUCAAAUAUCUCUGUUUUAUUGCCUUUGAGAAUAAUCAGAAAGUAUUUUUCCUUACCGUUCAGCCUUAGAAGAUGUACAGCUCCACACUUGCAUGCAGCUUUUACUCCACCAUGAGGCUUAACUUGUUUUCUGUCCAUCCAGCCACGAUACAGACUCAUUUGAGAGAUGAAGUUAGUGUCUAUCAAGUGGACAGUAUCUGAAGUAAGUCUGUAAUUGUUUGGAUUUGUAUUCAAACGAUAAAUUGCCUGUUUGUGGUACAGUUAUUUUCUGCAUGACUUAGAGUCAUGUUCAGGUCCCAUCGCCUUCAUUGUUUUGAAUCUGAAACGGAGCUGUAUUCAUUUCUUCCUGUGAUCAACGAGAGUUUAUCAGUCCAGUCACAACAGGGAAAAAUCUGUGUAUGUUGGUUGAGUAAGUCUGCAGUCUAGGGGGCAGUAAGUUUUUGCAUUGCUGUGGUCUUUCUGUAUUGUUUUGGUACUCUGAAGUCCUGCACUAAAGCAUCCCCUCAACACUACCAAAGAUAGUGUCCUGCUUUCUCAGGGGGAUUUCUUUCUAGCUGAUAAUGGAGCCUGUGCUUUAGUGCUGUUAAUGAACUGCAGCCUCUGUUAUCUCAGCAGCCAUAAAGUGAUUCUGCUAAUAAGUGAGUGAGAUGAUGCUGCUGAGGAGAGGAGAAGAGAGGAGAGGAGGGCUGUGAGGACCAUCAGGGCUGAAGGAUGAGCUGUAGCCCGAUGCCACUGGGACAGAUUGACUGAAGAAACCCACAGCCAUCCCAGUGUGCCUGUGGUGAACCUGUUAGCAAUAUGAAAACAAAUGUGCGUGUGUGAGUGUGUGUGUGUGUGUGUGUGUGUGUGUGUGUGUGUGUGUGUGUGUGUGUGUGUGUGUGUCUGACGUGCAUUACCUAAAGGGGAAAAGGUCACUUGUUUCCUUGGUGAACUAAGACUGUGUCCUCAGUUGCCUGCAUUAGCUUUGUUUAACAAGUAUAGGGGUGCACACACACAUGCUCACAUGCACACAAUAUCAUUCACACACACAGUUAUUAUGCUGUGCAAACUACAUUUGCUAGCAUGCACUUACAAACCCUCUGCUGAUGAAGCUGUCUGGUGUUUCUGACAGCACACAGAGCCUUCACCAGGGCUUCCUUUACUUCAUACAUUUAUGGUCUUACAUUAUUUGUAUUCUGGAGUCUGAGUGUGCAAUUGUCUGUGUGUGUUUUGUGUGUGUGUGUUUUGCUCAGUCCCGAGUGAAUGGGAAGGGAGGGAAUAUGGAGGAAAGGCGGAGGAGGUUGAGAGGAGCAGGAGAAAAGGAUGAGAGGAGGAGGACAGAGGGGGAGGAAGGAGACUUCUCUUCGGUGUUUUUUCUGCUCUAAUUUGCUGUGACAGCUGCUCUGUUGGCUCAGGCUCUGAAGCCUUUACGUUAAAAAGGAUGAGAAGAAGAGAGAUAAUAAGUAUUCAACUGUCUCUCCAGCAUGCUUUAAUUGGAGAUGCUACACUAACUAUGGUCAGUGCGCUGCAGUUCAGUCAUUUGGUGAUCAUUCACCACCUCCUUGGUCCUGUAAUAUCAGCCAAACUGAUCCGAAACCAUAAGGUUCAUAAUCAGUGGAAAUGUUCUCAUCUCACUGUUCUGCCACACGUGGACCAAAUAAACUGUACUGGUGCUGUCCAAAAUAUAAUAAAAGACAGGACCAAAAUUGUGGUUCAAAGCAGUUUGAAAAGAAUCACUUCUUUAAUGUGUUUAGCAUGAAUCCCAAGACCCUGUUAUCUCCAGCUCCUCUCAGCCUGGUGGGCCCAGCUUUCCCAAUUCCCAACAUCCUUAAUUGCAUUUCCUGUAAAAAAUGACCAAACUUAAAAGGUUUUUUUUUGAUUAUCGUGUUGGUAACAUGUCUGAAUGGAAAAACAAAAUCAGCUGAAUUCUUACUAAAGCUCUUGGUUCAGCUAGCAAAUGCUGUUUAGCUCAUUGACACUAAAGAAACUAAAAAUGAAACUCAGAUUUCUUUUUUAUCAGUACCCUCAUGUCCUCCACACUAACACUCCACAGUGUUUCCUUCCUAAUGGUACAACACUGUUUACUUAAAACGCAUGUUUUUGACAUAAUGAGGGAAUGAAAAGAGGCAAGUUCCCCACAAUCAGGAUGCCAGACGUCCCAGAAUGCUCUGCAUACCAAAGCUUCUGUUAGCAAUAUACAAUCAACAAGAACAAAUUUUCAGAUGUGGACAGCUGCCUUUGGUGGGCCUGCACUGGUACAGUCAGUACAUGAUGCUAAAAAGAAAUCUAUUAUUCCAAAAGUCUGACUGAAACUGGACUAAAAAUCAUAUUAGCAUGUUAGUCCAGCUGAAAUAAAACCGGAUCACACUGGACUAACAAACAUGGAUAAUAUGGUUGGAGAUCAUGUAUACGGCUGAAAUGAUCUGAAUCUGGCCUAAGCGUUCUGCGCAUGCUCCAGUGUUUGCACGCCAGGCUUUGAGAUAGACGUUGAACAGCAUGGAUGUGUUGCCAUGAGGCAGUGUUAUGAACAAAACCUUAACCGAUGGAUGAAGGAUGUUAAAAAACAAAACUUUACGGUACAGAGCUUUAAUAGUGACACUUUAAAAGUCUACAUCCUGUUAUCCUUUUGCUAACAGGUUCUGCUGACUGUUUUGAUACACAAAUUCAUCAACCAGGAGGCGACUUGAUGGUAACAAGCUGAAAGGGGCAUAUCACCACCUAUCUUACUCCUUCUAUUAACUACUUUUUGUAUUUUUUUAAUAAUUCGAUUCCUGCCCAGAGCAUUGUAAACCGGAACAAGGAGAGCAGAUCUGUUUAAUUGCCUCUGACAGUAGCUCAACUUAGCGGACUUGACAACAACAAUUUCAGCUCCACUUUUUAAUUCUGAACAGCAAGAUAAAUCUGUUAGGAGGAACGUUAAGUGAGGAUUUGCAGUCCUCACAGAGUUUCAUCUGGACCUGCAGUGUUGGCUGAACAUUACAUCACUAGAGAACUUAAACGUAAACUAAGUUGUGAAAAAAGGAUCAAUUAAGAUUAGAUAAAAUAAGAUCAUACUUGAUGCUUUUGUGCAAAACUCUGCUCACUUUAGUAACAUGGGGUAAGAUGAGCGAGGUGAGAGUAGAGGAACGUCCCUGAGCAGGAUUUGUGGUAAAGGCGUUAUUAGUAAUUUUGAUAUUUUCGUUCUAUAAUUGUUCUUUACCUUUUUCCUCUUCAAAUAUACACGAUUUAGAGUUAUGAACUAAUACAACCAAAAUGGAAACAGUAGUUAAUAAAAUUUCAAACACUCCCCAACCAGCGUUCAAACACGGCUUUUGCAGGUAUACUUGACCCAAAAUGAAACACGUAAAUUCUUAUAACUAUAUGCAAAUGAUUUGUUUUUAUACUCAGCCUUUUUUAGUGCAGGGUGCCUAAAACUUUCUCUGAAUAUUUCUGAACCAGAUUGGAAAAUCCUCACAGGAGCUUUAAGCAUAAAAAUCAUGGAGCUCAAAUCCUCAAAAUGACCAGCUGUCAGUCCUGAUGUCUACUCUGUUAAACCAGGUACCAGAAUUUAAAGAAAACUCAGACUGUGUGACUGAGUGUUCAGUCACCUGGCUGGGUGAGAUGACAGGUUGUGUAUUUGUGUUUGUUUGGACCUCUACACUGUUAUUUCAGCUCAUUACAACACACAGCCAGUUUUUACAUGCAGACAAAGUGAUAAUUUGGCUUUAGACAGAGCUCUGCUUUAUGGUGACCAGCCUGUGUUAACACGUGUGUGUUCACACAUCUACACACUUUCAGUGUAGGCUCUGCUCUGUAAUUAUUUGUUUGUGUCAUCUCCACCAGUCUCCGCUCAGCUGCUCUGGCUGUGUGAAUAUUUGCACAAGUGCAGUUUUAGGAAGCAGAGGAGCAGCUUCAGCUGAGUGAUGAGAGGAGGUCAAAAUAAAUGAGGAGGAGGGAUGGAUGAGUGGAGCGCAGCAGACAAUGGGCUGACAGACUAUUGUGAUAAAUAGCUUUAGGACAGAGGGUACUAUGGUGUCAUGUAACACCCUAUAGGCAUCAUAUGUCAGCUGUCACAGCAGUGUGUGCAUCAUUUCAUACUUCAUCUGAUGAUGGAAUCAGGAAUGCUCUUCACAUUCAUGUAUUCAUUUAUACAAACUCACUCCUCAGAUCAUCGGUUCAUUAAUGACAGACGUGUGAGUGACAUUAUCACUGAAGGGGUGCGCUUGUUUGGGCUUUUUUAAGGCCUCAACAGGCCAUCCAGCCUCUCUGCAGAUCUGCUCCCAACACAUGGAAAAAGAAAGCUCUUUCAGGGAAAUGAAAAAUGAUUUUAAAUGUGGUUAUAAAAAAAAAUAUUAAGAUAUGUCUUCUGAUUGAUAUAAACUUCUUUUUUGAGUGUUAAAGUAUGAUCCCAGAGAAUUUUGGCUCAGACCUCAGUUUAAUCUUACUGUUGUGGUACUUGGUCUGUGUCUGUAGUUUCUGCUAUUAUUUACACACUCUUAUCUUCUCAUCAUUUUUUUCUAUCUUUUACCAUAGCAACCUCUCCUGCCCCGCAUCAGAAAAACAAAGUCAUCCACCUUUGCUUUGUCUACACGAGUCUGACAGGAACUGAAAACGCGACAGAAUCUCCCAAAACAAAUACGACCGGGGACGUCAAGGAAGCAUCAACAUGUUGGUGCAUAUCAACAUAAACAUGUUGAUGGAUGUCACUUAGAGUCAGUGUUCCUCCCUUUCGGUAAUUGUUGUGUUAGUUUGUUAGCGGCUCUGCCCGUCUUCUUGAUUUUCUUCUGUUUCUUCAUUGAGUUAACAGCGCUGCCACUUUCUUAAAUGAAUGAGUUGGUGGUUUUUGUGUGAAUGGAUCAUAAUCAGAGGAGGCAGCUUCAAGAGCAGCAGCUGGAGUGCCAGCAACUCUGUGUGUAUGUGUGUGUGUGUGUGUGUGUGUGUGUGUGUGUGUUUGUGUGUGAGAGAGAUAGAAAGAGAGAGAGAGGGAACCAGAGAGAAAGAGAGAGAGAAUCGUGGUUAUGCCUGUUUUCUGUGCCUGGGGACCGGAUCUUGGAGCAAAGGAUUGUGGGUGCAGUCUGGUUCUGGUUGACUGGCUCUGACAGAGAGGGGGGGGUGGAGAGAGAAAGAAUUAGAAGAAGGAGAGAGAGAGAGAGACACAGAGAGAGAGAGAGAGAGAGAGAGAGAGAGAGAGGGAUGGUCUGUAAUUAGCGCUCUCGGCCAGCCGACUGCCACAUUCCACAUCUGUAAAUGACAGAGUGCAUGUGGACUCUCUCUCUCUUUCUUUCUGUCUGUGUCUCUCACCCUACUGCUCCAGUUUUGCCAGACAGUCUCCAGUUGUUUCCACAUCACAGCUUUCAAACCGCUACAGGAAUGAGGAGACGAAGAUGAGCCCUCCUCAUCUUCCUCCCUUUGAGACUCUGAGGUCUCUCUCUCCUGUCCUCUCUUCUCCGUCUGUGACAGCGUCCCUCCUUCUGUCAGCUCAGAUCAGAGAUCAGAACAGGUGUAACUAGCGUAAAAGAGGGGACCGUUCACUCACCUGUGUGUUUGAACAGAUCUCCUUGUAGCUCCUGAUUCUGUAGUCUGCUUCAGGUCCGGCUAAUCUACUGAACUUUCAGGUGUUUGCUGUAUAUUUACAUCAGGAGGUGAUUCAUUAAAACUAGUUAAAAAUGCAUUUACACUUCAUUAUAACUUAAUAAUCUUUUUAUAAGAGGGUAGUGAAGCUAAGAAUAGACGGAGUUUAGACACCAAUCAUGUUGGUGUUGGUUGAGGAUGCUGGGUGUGAUCAGCUCUAGACUUCGACUUGUACUCUGGGUAUAAUGAACUGGAGUUUGGGUGAAGAAUGAGAGCUAACAGUAACACAUAGGAAAAACAAAAAUGAUGGGGUGUUAAACUAGAGGAGGAAAUGAUCAGCUAGUUAGAGCAGGAAAAGAGAGUUGAUCUGGAGUCGUCAAUAAAACUUUAAAUGCAAGAACAAUGUGUAACCAUGUUUACAUAUGAGCAUCUUUAUUUAAUAUCGAUUAAUAUUAAUUUACACAAUUGCAAUGCCUUGAUUUAGUAAGAUUAGUACACAGUCACAGCCAUUAAUGCAAAAGUACUAAUAACUAGCAUAAUCAUUUCUUUUGGUGUUUUGGUUUUCGGCCAAGAACUUUCAUUUCGGUGCAUCCCUACUUUUCAUGUAUUUGCACUUUUCAAACUCUGUUUUUUUUUUCACUUUGCAUAGAUCUUGUUGAUUAGAUGUCUUACCGUGAGUUGUAUUGCCAAAUAUCAUCACGAGUUCAUAGAGCUCACUUAAAAAUGACCAGAUUCACUCGGCUUUUACUGUGUCCGACUGUGCUUUGCUUAUCUACUCCAUGAAACUGUCCAGCAAACACAGAUCAGCAUUAGCAGUCAUACAUAGUGCUGUGUAAUGAAUAAAUGACACUUCCUCUGUCGUCAGAUAUGGGUGAAGGAGUGUGCAGGAUUUACAGAGAUCUCUGCACAAAUAAAGAUGCCUGCUGCUGCUGCUGCUGCGCAUGAGAUUAACAACCCCGCUGAAAACGAAGCAACAUUUAACUGGAAAGUAAAACCAACUCUGAAAUACUGUACAAAAACUACACUUUACAUAAAUGCAGGUCUAGACUGUGCUCUGUUAUACGAUUUGUAAAGAGAGUUUGCAUUAAAGUCAGCCAGGCUCUGAUGGUAAUGAUGAAACAGACUCAAUCCCAAAGGGGAUAUAAGUCAUUUUUUAUCCAUAUAUAUCAAAUCACAACAGAAGAGAUUUCAGGCCUCUAGACAAAGAGCGUUUACAAGCCGUACUGUGUUUGAACUGAAUCUACAACAAGCGGGCUAAUGAGAGAGAGGUGCGCUGCUGUCACAGUCAGGGGAAAUGGAAAAGCCUGACAGGAGAAACAUUUUUGUUAGAGGAUGGUAAUGAGCAAGAUGAUGGUACAAACCAGCAUACCAAAGCGCCCAGUGCCCCCAGCUUGUUUCCUCAUUAGCUGGUUUCUGUGUGUGUCUCUGUGAAGGUGUAUGUAGGGACAAUCAUUAGUGUGAUGGAGGCAAGGCUGUUUAGUUUGUUUCUAGCCUCAAAACAGCCGUGAGAUUACUGUCAGUGCAGCUGUGUCAUGUCCUGUCACACUCUGACAGAGAAGAGGAGACAGAGAGGAGGGGCUGUGUCAUGUUUGAUCACUGAUCACCUGAAAAGCAGCUCUCUGGGUAAUGAUGUUAAAAAAUCUCUCUCUGUUUAAUAAGUUAGGGUAUGGAGCAGGUGUUUGUAGUUACAUGGAGACUGCCAUGCAGAGUUGUUACCACAGAUAUGUUUUUAUACGACCCUUAGGUUGGUGCAUUGAUGGCUGUGAUAGAGCAGCUGCUGCGUGUUCAUGGUUUGUAGCAGAGCAGUGGAUAUAGAGAGGAAUUUCAAGGAAUGUCUGGACAGUUUGGGAUGUGUGUUUUUGCAGAUGUAAACAUGAAUAGUUUUUGUCUUCACAAGAGGAUGAGGUCAGCAAAGACAUGGAAAAAAAAGGUAUAGUUGACCUGUGACAAAGGUGAAGCGGCGAAAUGCUGAUCAUACACUAUUUACAACAGCUUAUUUGGAGCAGCACAGACCAUAACCCCUCUAACAUUGUUGCUGCAAAUUACAUUUGGCAAUGUUUGUUUUUCAUUCUGAAAUUUCAACCAUCCUCACAACUGUCUCCAGCUUUUUAACCUCGAACAUCAGAGAGGUGCUGCUUCUAUCAGUGAGAUUAUUGAUGUUUCAAAGUAUGUGUGAAUGAUAAAAAGGGAACUGAUCAGGGUGAAAACAUCUGAGUAAACAACAUUAGCAUCUAACAUUGUAAAAAAUGCACACUAAUGUUUCAACGUACCUAAAGAUGCUCACCUGAUUCUGUUCAGACAGUUCAAUUUGACCAUUUAAUUAAAGCUUCUGUAAGGAGUUCUUAAGUGGAUGUGAAUCGCUGAAAUCAAUACUGAUGUGUCUUUUUGACUUCAACAAAAGACUAACACAAAAAGGAGCCACUUUUUCUCUCUGGCCAUUUAAAGGACCUGUAAGCACUGGCAGGAGGUGUCAGACUCAGGAAUUAACCGCACACUGCUGAUCCUUUUUCACUCUCUGUGGUGAAGAAGACUCUCCACUGUCAAAUAACUGCAGGUUCAGGAUUUUGUCAACAAAUUGCACAUAAACAGAACAACUGCUGCACAGGCUGAUUUGAUUAUUGAGCAGUUAUUGUUCCUGAUUUCAUUAAACCCAUGGCAGUAGUCUGUGUUUAUCACAAUGAAUAAGAAAAGUUAUUGCAUGCACUUUUGCACAAGCUAUUGGAAGGAAACAUGGUUAUGAUGUUUAUAUUUUUACAUUGUGUUGAUGUAUUUAGAACUAGCUAACGGCUACUCUUAAAGACACACUCCAAUGAAAAUCCUGUUUUUCUUGUUGUCCACAUGUUCAUAUGGCAUUUUUCUGAUGCUACAGGACGUAUCAUGAAAAAAUAUAAGUGCCAAAUUGCAUUGCAUUUGCAGUAUUUCUGCAUUCUAAUCACCGUGAAUCUCUCACAGACCCAAACGACAGGUCAGAUACAGUGAGAUUUCUUACAUCACAAAUCCAAGCUCCGCCCCUGGAGCCCCAAUAUGCAGGCCAGACUCUGAGAAAUAGGACAGUCGCGCAACAAGUGUGUGCGUUAGCAGACUGCAAUGCAGGCAAGAAAGCUAAUUAUGAUAUUAACUUUCAUCAUGCCCCCAAAGACAUUAGUGUCUGGGAGCUGAAUAGUUCCUACAUUACCUGCUACUUCUACUAUACCGUUAAUGUUAGGCUGCAAGCUUGUGUAAAGAGGAGUGUAAAGAGGAGUGUGCAGAGCAGCGCUGUCUUCACCCACGACUUAGAGGCAAAUUGCUAAUGACUUACUGGAGCUCUGCAGAAGAAAAGUCCUUGAAAAUGUCCCAGGUAAAGUGAUUUUUGGUAAAAACUUCAUAAUCACAAUUUAAAGACCACUGAGAACAGUUUGAGGAGAAAAAAAGAAAAGGUUGGGACUUUAAUGUGGCAUCAGAGAAACUGCUGCUUUGAUUUAUUCUGUCCAAAGGAUAUAUUGUGGCCCUAAUCAGUGGCAUGACAUGUUGUGAUUUUGCUCUUAACUUUGACUAUCUAAUUUGCAUUUGCAUUAAACUCUCUGUGCUUUAGUUUAUGUAUGGUCUACAGAUGGAUCACAGACUUGAAUAAAUACCUUGAACAAACUGCUGGUAGACUUUUAAACCUCAUACAGUGUUAUGACACGAGGAUCAAAGGAGGAGCUGUUAGAAGGUACUGGGUACAGCUGCUCUUUGUGUCAUAAGGGACAGAUACAGCACACACUCAUUCACACAAGGAUCUUUUGGCAUACCACUUUUUAUAACAAGGAUUAAUCCGCACAGCCCUUACAGGCAAAAGUGUAAAACAGACAGCCACAAUAGAUAAAUGGGUUUUAUAAAUCCCAACUGUGUAAACCCACACGUUAACACCACCUCUGAAUGUGCCUGUCGUGGUGUUGUUAAGUCAGGGGCGCUCAACUUAUUAGCUUUCAAGCGGUGUUUUCAGUAAAUGCCUCGCCACAUGGGAUAUAUCCUUAACAUCUGUUAAUGGAGGCAGAAUAAACCUGGAGAUCACCGCAGCUGAGGAGGGAUCAAAGACUCUGACACACAUUGAGAGUGUGCAGGGGAAAUAUUUUUAAUACAUUUAGAGACGUGCAUUUACACUCUUAUGUGUAGACGGUGAUACUCGGGAUCAAUCUAUCAAUACUCUGAUUAAAGGGUGACACACUGUACCUCUGAACCACAGCAGCCCACCAAGACCUUCCUGUUUUAGUCAGCUAACACACACUGAAAACACUGAAACAGUUCAGCCUGUGUGUGCGUGUUUGUAUGUGUUUUCUCACACGUAAACUGCAUGUACAUGCACACAUAACAGUGCCAGUCUCUAUGAUAUCUGUAGACAGCUCAGUGGUCCGUCCCAGCAGUGGCAGAUGGUGUUCAUUGGCCAGUGCCCCGUCCUUCCUCUCCCUCCUACCUUUCUUCCUGACUCCUCUCUUUCCCUUUUCCUCUCUUUCUUGGCAUUCUUUACCUCAUCCUAUACAAAUAGAGACAUGAGCCAUGACAGCCUUGACCUCUGGAGACUCUCACCAGACUGUUGCUGUUGCAGAGAACUUGGUGCUGCCCUGUGUGUGUGUGUGUGUGUGUGUGUGUGUGUGUGUGUGUGUGUGUGUGUGUGUGUGUGUGUGUGUGUGUUAGCCCUGCUCAAUGAUGGAGAACCUCAUAAUUUUAGAUAUUGAUUUCUGAUUUUUAAGAACAUUUCCCCAUGAUUUGACAGUCUUAAGAGAUAGUGCGGUUACUAUUGUAGCAUACUCAGAGUUUACUUAUUUAUUUAGUGGUGCAAAAGAAGGAAGAAAAGGACAAGAAGAAGCGAAAAAGAUAAAAUGUUGUGAGGUAAUAGCUUUAUUCAAGGUGACAGACAAAAUCCGACGUACAAUUUCGAGGCAAAACCCAAUAUAAUGUAUAAAUAUUAAUAUAAAGGCCAAGGUCCAUCAGUUCUGAAUCAAACUGAUAAUACACCAUUGUUUUCUCAACAAUUCAACUCCAGAAAACUAUCUAUGCACGGCAUAAAAACUCGCACAAUAAGUAAUGUAGUCAUUUUCUACUAAAUUAGUGGAUCACAGAGAGGAAGUGAAGAUGUUUUGUCCCGUUCAUAAUGACUGCUGGAUUUCGUUUUUUUCAGUGAAAGGUGUCUAGUACUCACAUCAACGGUCUCCACAGUCAGUUUGCUGCUUUCUUUUGACAGCAAAGUAAAGUGAUGGUGGUUGAUGGGGGCCAAAUAACGGUGGCUCAGCCUGCUGCUGAUGCUGCACUCACUAUAAGUCACUUUGCUGUCUGGGUGCCAGAGAGAUGUCUGAAACUGAAGUGAUGGCUGGGCAGAGCCACUGGCUGUACAGUGUUGGCACAAACACGAAACUGUGGCAAGUGAAACAGAUUCCUCUUUUAGUGAACAACUUGUUAUUCAAUUUUGUUUGGUAGUACACAGAGGUAGGACACAUAACAGAGAAACACACAAAACCUAACAACUAACAAUACAAAAAGAAAAGAAAACCCCCAACAUCUUCUUUCAAAGUGUAUCAGUGUGUGCAGGAUACAAAGGUACCAACCUUUAUCUGUUAGUUACAGUCAUUCUGCUGCAGAUAGUUUAUUUGAUUUGCCAUGAAGUGCCAUGCUGAAAUAGUGUCAACUCCAUGUGAAUAUUAAUACAUGUUUCCAAUGUAAGCCUGGCACCUCUGAGGCAGCAGAGAUUUCUGUUCAGUUGACAAAUGCCAAUUUUAAUGGAGCAACAUAUGGGAUAAAAUUACCCAGAUCAACAGACAGAGUGGCUCAGACCUCAGCCCAAAUGCUCUUUUUUACAGCCCUGCAUUCCCAACACAUGAACCAGUGAGUCCUUCUGUGCAUACGUUGCAGUUUUGAAAUGGUUGUACUUCCAUUAGAUAAGCCUUGAAGCAAUGAAAACCACUCCAAUGUGUUGUUCCAAGUCACUGGGAAUACUUGUGUAAAAGGGAGGGUCUUAAAGGGUGUCUUCCCUAAAAAAUGCGUAAAGCUGAGAAACCACUUCUUUGUUACACCUUCUGUUGUCCAAAAUUGAGAGCAGAGGAUGUGUGGUGAGCGGAGUGCUCCAGGGAACUCCAUAUGCUUUCACAGGCAAUCAAAGUUGGAGAUACAGAAAAAAAGGAUAGACCUGCUAAAUUGUAAGAGCGCCUCAAAUCAUUAAAGUUACAGAGCACAUUCUCAUAAUAAAUGUCUGAACCCCUUUAGUGCUCCAGGAUGGUUAUGAAAAUGGUGUCCCUCCAGUGAGAGGAGAAUAGUUAUUAAAAAUUGGAGUCUUAAGAUGCCGCCUAUAAGAAGAAUUAGAUUCUCUCUCAGAAAGACGCCAUACUGACAAAGUGAAAGUCAUUAUGGGGCCAAAUCGCAGUUUUGUUUGUCCCAAAGGGACGGCAGAAGAAACCAAAUCCUCCAAUCCUCCAAGAGCAAAGUUACUUUCCAGCAGAUAAUAGAGUUAGGGUUAAGCCAUACUGACAAUGGGCUUAAAUCAAAAGACCAAAAUUAGUGUUUUAAAUUUGGAACUGACAGAUCAGCAUCUGAUUUAUGGGGCAAGAGAGUCGUCAAUCUAACACAUGUUACAGAGACCUUAUACAUUUUAAUACCAAUAAUUACCAAUAAGGGACAGAUGUGUACUCCCAGAUACUUACAUGUAUUGACCACAGGGAUUCAUUGAUGCACAAUCUCAGGAUCAAACACUAAUAGUUAAGACCAGUUUAGUCCAGUUAAUUUUGUAUAUGUUCAAAAUAUAAGGUAGAGAGGUUGCUGCCAUGGAAAAGUACAAUAGUAUAUCAUCAGCAUACAGAAAUAUGGAGUGAGUGGUAUUGUUGAAGGUAACGGGAGCAAUACAUGGAUGUUUUUAGACUUUCUAAGUGAGUGGUUCCAGUGAGAGAGUAAGUACAAAAUGGGCGGCAGUAGCUCAGGAGGUAGAGUAGUCGUCCAAUAACUGGAAGGUUGGCGGUUUGAUUCCCCUAUCCCUAGUCUGUCUGUUGUGUCCUUGGGCAAGAAACUUAACCCACCUUGCUCCCAGUGUGUGUCCUCCACUGGUGUAUGAUUGUGAGUGAGUGUGGUGGUUGGAGGGGCUGAAGGCAUGAAUUGGCAGCCAUGUUUCUGUCAAUCUGCCCCAGGGCAGUUGUGUUUACCACCACCUAAGUGUGACUGUGUGACAAAAUUAAUGAUGUAUCCAAUGGACAAAAGAAGGGCUUUAAGGACCUCUAAUAAAGUGCGAUAAAAUCUGAUGCAUUAUUAUUAAAAGGCAGUGACACAUAAGAUUACAGGUGUGCCACAGAUUCACCGACCUGACAGAGGUAGAGUGGACAAGGUUCUGUGUGUCUUCCCCACAGUAUAGGAUAGGAGUAUAGGAGUAUAGGAACUCACCAGCACACACACACACACACACACACACACACACACACACACACACACACACACCCUGGAUGAACGUGAGCCAAAUUAGCUCAGUCAUAAAUCCUUAAACUUGUAAUUUAUUCUGUUGAAAUGCACGGAGGUGAGGCAUUUUUCUUUCACUCCCUGUUUGUGGAGACAUGCCAGCAGCUCUGUGAGGAUCUAUCAACAGCAGCCAUGUUUAGAGUUUGAAUACUGGAACGACAAAGCUGUUCGCCUUGCUGCGGUCUUGCUGGCAUUUAGGACCUAAACCCUUACUGCGGUGUGACGAUCCCCUGGAACCUUUAGGAUUCCUGUUGUACUUUCUUCCUUUCCUCUGUCAAUUGUUCACACUGUUUUGAUGGCUGUUAUGUCAUUUAUUUUGCAGGUAUUUGUUCAUAAACCAAAGUAAACUGACUUUUGUACUUGAUAAGAGCAGAAUCUGACCAUCUUGACACCCUUGUGGUCAGAGGGCCAUCUGAUGUAUUUGUGGUUCGACACUGUGGUUAUGGUUUUGGCUCUGGUUAUCCAUCCUGGGUCUGAUCCGUCCUUAAUUCUGAGAGAGGACAGAAAAAAUAAAUACAAAUGCCAACCCCAGUGACGUUUUGAUGUUUGUGUAAAAUGUGAAUAAAAACAGAAUACAAUAACCUUUUAAUCUUUUUCCACCUAAAUUUACCCGAAUACUCUACAAAGAUAUUCAAUGUUCAAACUGAUAAACUUGAUUGUGUUUUGUAAAUAUUCACUCAUUUAAAAUUGAUACCCUUGCUGCUUUUUUAUCAUGAGUGAUUUUUUUCUUUUUCUGAACUGCCUGAUGUGGUAUUUGUCUCUGUCCCCUCAAAAGUUUAUUUUUCUGUCUCUGUCAUUUUAAAUGAUGACAAGGAGAGUCCAUACACCAUGGAGAACCUUAAACACCAGGGGACACGAUGAGCAGAGACAAACUUUGUUGAUGUGGAAGUAAUUUAAUAACUGGACAAAAACACAAUCUAAUGGUUUAAGGGGAAUUAAUUGGACCAAUUCCCAAGUCCAGUCUUUGGUGUGGUGUGGAGCUAACAGAUAGAUAAUUGAUAAAAUUACCAGCCUCCUUAAGGUUUUGUUGUUUGGAAACAGAGACCCAGUUAUGAAGCAACAGUUGACUGCAGCACCCUGACACAGGUCUGUGAAUGCUGCCCUGCUGUUUCAGGUAAUGUCCUGACAGGCUGGGAAAUGAAGGUAAUUGGUAUUUUGCUGUCACAGUCACUGUUCACUGAACCACACUCAAGCACAGAGCACACGACUCGCCACUCUUAUGUUUACCCCAUACUCUAACUUUGGUUAUUUAGCAUGUGUUAUUGACUGUUUUCAGUAUGUGUUUCACACAGCUUUACAUAAAGGUAGUUGUGGGUUAAUUAACACUUUUGUUGUUUUGUUAAUCUAAUAUUUGUCUAAAUUAUUCAGAAAUCCAAACUGUGUCUGAGUGUCUGCAGAGAGCUGUUUGUCCAAGCUUUCUGGUGAUGUCAGAUAACUAGGAGUGCUUAUGGAGACGUACGUGUUUAUGUGUGUGCAUAUGUGUUUGUGUGUAUGUAUGUGUGUGUGUGAGUGUGUGUGCGCACUUACAAUCAUCUGAUAUGGGACUGGAGACGGCGUGUCUUCUCUCUGUGUCCCAGCUGUCUUGGGAUAUGUUUGUGGGUAAGCGUGGUAGUUCGUGUGUGUGCGUUUGUGUGUGUGUGUUGAUGUGGAUGUGUGCCUAUCCCCACUGUUAUCUGUGACAGAUAGUUAUGAGUAGACAGACUGACGCUUUCCCAAGUGUUAGCCUUGAGGCAGGCUGGGGAGAGGCAUGAGGGUGAGUGUGUGAAGGGGUGUGUGUGUGUGUGUGUGUGUGUGUGUGUGUGUGUGUGUGUGUGUGUGUGUGUGUGUGAGAAAGUAGGAGAAAAGAAUCUGGAGUGCUCAGUUUUAUUUGAAGCUCUUCUUUUGUUUUUUUUUUCAUCUGGUUUGUAAGUCUUCUACCAAUUUUCUUUCCUAUUCUUACUCUCUCAGUCCUCUCAGCCUCUGAUCCAGGGUCAGAUUUUCACACGUUACAGAGAACAGUCAUAUUUACCCUCGCUUUUGCAUACUUUACAUUGAAGGUCCUACAUGACGGUAUUUUCAGCUGUUAAUUUAUCCCAGCCUAAAUUCUUUGAUUUAGUAGCAGAAAACGCCAGACAGUAGCCUUAGUUUCUAAUCGCGCUCUAGAGAUCUGAAAAAGUGGAAAUGCUGUAAUAAUGAAGUGCUGUACUGAUUGGUUGCCUGAAUAAUGUUUGUGUUUGUGUGUGUGCAUACAUGCCAGAACAUUGUUGUUAAAAAUGAAAAGCAGCCACUGUUUUUUUUUUUUUGUUUUUUUCCGGCCCUCUGGGGUUGAUUCAUGAAGCAGGAUAAGGGGGAAGUCUGGAUGAUUUCAGUAAGAGUUAAGUUGUGCUGGAGCCGUCUAACUGAUGGAUAAAUAGAUAGAAGAAUACUUUAAUGUUGAAACAACAAAAGGUGUGAUUACAAGACACUUACAGUGUUAACCAACAACACAUGGGUCAGAGUACCUGGUUAGGGACCCAGCAGGUGUGUAGUGUCUCCUCUCAUGGGCAGACAGUCCCACACCUGUGGAGAGAGAAGAGUGGAUACAUUGGUCCCAAGCACCAACAUGUAUAACUGAUAUAACCAACCCUCAGUUUAGUUUGAAGGGUCUUUAAUCGUAUUGGUACAUCAACACCACUAAAAACAAAAUCUUAAAAAAGAGAACUGUAAAACAAUACUGACACAUUAAAAUGAGUAUAAAUGUGGUUAAAUGAGAGUUUGUACGUGACUAUGAUUGUCUGUGCUGUGUGUGACAGUCGGUGUCAUGGUCAUGAUGGUCUCCAGGGUUCCUGUUGUCAUGUGAUAAUAAUCCACGGUAAUCUAGUUACAUGUAGUUUUUGAUGGUUAUAUUCACUGUAUAUUCACUAAAUCUUACUAAUAUUGCACACAUAUUUUCCUUCAAAUGGUUCAGUCAAAGUCUGAAAUCUAAUACUGCACUGUACUGCCUGUACUGUUUCUUUCACCAUCCGGCUUCCCAGUUCAAAAUUUGAGGGGCUGUAAAAUGUUUACACUAAGUUUAUUAUAGGGCUGGACGAUAAACCGAAAAUUUACAGAUACUGAAAUUUAUGACAAUAACCAACGUCAUUUUGCCCAUAUCGGUAUAUUCGGUGUCAAAAAAUAUAUAUAUCAAAGUUGGUUUUGGAUGUGUGUAGGUAGGCUAUAGUCUCAUGUCCCUUUAAGACGCUGUCCUACGUCAGAGACGUAAUUCUACCCCAUCUGUACAAACAGGCAAAGACAGGUGAGGAGAUGGAGGACGGUUCAAAAGUUGUAGCGGCUGGAGUAGAUUAAGUUAAUGUGGGCAGCUUGUGGAGUAGUUAUCGUCCAUUUAUUGUUAUGGAGGUGAACUGCUCAAUAUAUCAUGAUAUUGAUUUGAGGCCAUAUCGUACAGCCUUAGAUAGAUUUUCACUGGAAUAAAGACCUAAUCACAGACCCUGCAGGACUAAUUGUGCAGAAAGAAGUUCGUUCACAGUGCGAAACAAAGCAAAGAAAUAAAAACAGAGAGAAAGGGGAAGAGGUUAAAGACUAUGAAGAGGACUACAGCCCAAAUGCCUGAGAUAUAGCGCUGUUUAAGGACUGGGAAAUGGAAAAGAAAAUGUCACAGACUGAUGGAAAAACUCAGCCAGGUGUUGCACUGACUGCGGUCCUGUCCAGCUUGUUUUACUUCAUCAUCAGUUAAAUGUGAGUAAUAACGGCUAAGCCGGCUCGUUUUUAGAGGGCUGUAGAGUUAACUGUGAUCAUGGGAGCAGCUCAAACUGUGAGACUAAAGGGACAGCGUUUGCUCCUGGUCUGUGUCCUGAUCAGUGAGACCUUCAGGUGCUUCAGGGUCAGGGUCUGCAGAAACAGUUUUCUCUCUGUGUCAGUGCUAAACAACAAACCCUCCCUCUGAUGCAGCAGAGCAUUGAAACUCAGUUACCCAGCAGAGUGAGCACUGAAUUAGAUCAUACAUUAGAUUACACUUUGUCAUAAUCGUGUGAAAUUUGUCCUUGCACUAUAGUCUGUCUCACAGAAAAAAGAGGAAACACCUUUGUGUGCUGCGGAGGAGUGACAGAGUCAGAGUUCAUUCAAAGUCCCUCAGUGUUUCCUCAGCUCUUAAAGACUUCUGGGACCCUCAGCUUAUUUGUUUCCUUUAGUCCCAGCGAGGACCUAACUAACUAGCCAACACAUCAGACCAGUUAACAGCCGACAAACCACUCAGAUCUCUCAGGGGUACUACUAUUUCUUUACCCUGUACUUUAGGGAUCCAGUCCCUGCUGUGGACCUCAGGGUCUCGGGGAUCCAUGGGUUUUCUUUUUGAAAAGGUUGCCCAACAGGGGACAUGACUUGUGCAGGUCGUGCAUGAUAUUGUAUCCAAAUAGCAUUCAUUUACCAAGUCUUCUUGUUCAGCUCUGACAUCACAGAACACCAAGGAAACAAAAUGAGCUGGGCUGAAUCCCGAUGAGCAGAUUGAACCAGCAAUUUUUUCAAUAUUGAAAAGUAUUCUGUUAAGUUAUGCAUAAAAAAAUUUACAAAAUAUGUAACUUAGAGUACUCACUCUGCAUUAAAUGAUCCCCGUCGGUGUUAUAACUUUGAAUUACUAUUACUUUACUGUGCGUUAUCAUUUACUGAUUUUUAAGGUUGAGCUAAUUUUAAACAACGGUUUGUACUGUUGGGCAGUUUCUGCAAAUGUCAUAUAUUUGUAGCGUCACUGUCUGACAUCACAUCACUCCUGUGAGAUCUAGAGACUUAAAGACAGUUCAGUUAUUUUUUGUAAUAGAGAUAUUAUUUUGUUUCCCUGGAAAAAAGGGAAAUAAAUAACAACAAAUACCAAAAUGAAAACAAACCAACAUCGGCAUCAGCUAUCAGCCAAAUUGUAAUUUUAAACAUCGGUUUCGGCUGAGAAUUUCACAAUCCGUGCAUCCCUAGAAUAAAAGGUUGCGGAGGGCCUCAUGCCUGCCUUUGCCCAGGGCCCCCAUAUUCCUAAAUCAGCCCCUGGAUUGAACACAAGUCCAUCCACUGAUCGAGCUGGUAUUCAAGUGCUGCAGCCCACCUGCAUCAAAGAGUACCCUUUACUGCAGACAAACCUCUCCACCUGCCUUUAAACCCCUGUAGCACACAAGCAUGUUUUCAGAUGUUCAGGAAGUAUGAGAAAGUAUAAAAAAAUUUGUUAGUAAAGAAGAUUGAAGGAAAAGUAUUAAACUGAAUGCAGAUUUUUAAUGUGUAGAAACUACUGCGGAGAGGAUGAGCAGCUGUGUAUCAUCAGGGCUUGAAUUACAUACACGAUGAUAGAAGGACAAGAGGAGGUGUGUGUAUGUGUUUGUGUGUGCAUGUGUGUGUGUGUGUUUAAGGUGAAACUAGGUGAGAAAGUCUCAUUUUCUUGGUUUUCUUCUCUUCAAACACAGACACACUUAAGGACACAGAGCUGGUCACAGUUUCAGUGUCAUGGAGAAAUGAGUUCAAUCCUUCAGUCUAACUUCUACGUUACUUUUCUCUGUUUUCCCUCCUUUCCUCUUGUUUGCAGAGAGCAGAUAGAGGUAAUCUGUAAAUAUAUGUAAUGUUGUCUCAACACCAAAGCCUUGUGAAAUAAGUGUAAAGACAAUCAUAACACCUUUGAACUUCACUGGAUCUGUUAGUUUCUCUUUGUUUGUCUUUAAUUUCUCAGGGUGUUGAUCAUUCAUCCUGUUUUGUUUUUCUUGCUCCUUGUGAGAAAAUAUGAUAAUGAUUAUGAUUAUGAAACAAAAUCUCACAGUGUGUUUCUUUGAAUAAUUUUCUUAUUAGAUGCCUCACUGAACCUCUUUCCCAUCAUCCAUCUUAAUGCCACAUUUUCUUAUGCAGCCACUAAUAAUUUUAAAAAAUCAAUACACAGAUUUAUAUUACAGCUAAACAGCAAGUUUACUGACUACCUAUUAAAAUGAUUAAACAAAAAUUGCCUGAAUUAAUGAGCGGAAAUCUAGAUUUGGGGGGGAAAAAAAGAGAAAAUAACAGCGGAGGCUGUGUAGGGAAGGACAAAAACAGAGCGAGUCAGCUAGUGAAAGAAAGGAAAAGUGAAGAAGAAGAGAGGAGGCAGACAUGGAGCGGUCAGGACUGAUUGGCUGAGUCACCUCUCCUCAGGCGAGAGGGUGCACAGACAGGUGGCUAAGAGUGUGUGUCCUCCUCACUUACUGAGAUGUGUGUGUAAUCCUGUUAGUUGUGUGUGUUUGUGUGUGAGUAUGUGUAUGUGUGUGCAGAAAGAUACUGACCAGUUGUGAUCUUUGAUGUUCAAAGGUGCCAACCUGAGAAGGAAAAUACUCAGGAAUGGAUAAAGGUCACAUCUCAAACACACAUACUAUACACACAUAGAGAUAUCUCUUUGUUUGUCACACAUGCAGGUUUCCAAUAGAAGCUGCAGAAAGAGAAAGACAAUAUUCUGAAGAUCAGUGAAUAAUGUGAUAAAAUGAUGAUUUUAUUUUAAAGGCUCAUCUCUUCAAGUGAGAAGAAUUGCAAGAUAAAAGAAUCAACUGUCACAAAAAAACAAAGCAGCUCAUUUCAACUAAAAAUGUCAAUGAUGUGUUCUGCAGCAGAAUUGAUGACAUUAAUGUGCAGCUACUGCAGAACCUGAUAUUUGGUUCAUUUGAUGAGCAGAGCCUUUGUGGAUCAUCUACCAGGACCAUUCCUGAGACAGAGGCUGCUAUCUCUUGUCCUCUAACUGGUUUUUCAGGUGCACUCGGUGUUUUCACAGAUUCACUGAUUUUUAACACUCGAGGGAGGUCAGAGUGGGGGAGAGAGGAGGUUCAGUUUUAACUGGAUGGACUGUUGUUGUGAGGGCUGCAGGCUUGAAUACUCAUAACAAGGCGUUGAUUCAUUGUAGGUUGGUGAAGGGAUUGAAGGGUACGUCCAAUGUUUAGACGCUUAUAUUCCUCAAAGUGGGUGGGUUUAAAUCAAAUUAGCAGCCUAGUGUUGCAGCAGGUCAUUUCCCACUCACUCUUGCUCUCUCUCUCUCUCUCUCUCUCACACACACCCUCUCACCUCAGCCUCCUUCUCCGCCCACUAUGCUCUGAAUAAAGACAUCAAGACCAAACAAAUAGCCGUACCGAUGAAACACAUUUCCUUUAUUUUUACUUGUUUGUUUGACAGAAACAAAUCCAGGAGACUUCCCUUCAUAUGCAAAGUAGAUCCCAUGUUUACAGGUUUCUAGUGGUGGCUUAUUUGCAGCGUCUGUCCCUGGUAAAGCUUCUGAAAAACAAAGACGAGAAGUAACAGAGGAUGGAGUUUAAAGGUAAAUCAAAGGGAACAGUUUUUCACUAUGGGGGCUGGUUGUCAUAUUGGGUGGGUGCGCUUGCAAAUGCAUGUAUCUGUAAUUAGUCCACAAAGCUGCAAAAGCAGUGUUACAAGUGAGACUCUAAUUUACAGCAUGACACUGUGACAGAGGAGUGUUUGAUGUCAGCUGACUGUCGGAGCUUCUCUUCCUGAGCGGUAAACAUCUGUUUCAUUUACCAGCUUGUUGUCUCUGUAUGCCCAUGAUGAAGAGUUGUGCUAAUUUUGUGCCUUCAGCUACAUUUUUUAAAUCCACCUUACCUUUCCUUGAGGCCAUCUCUCCUCUGAAAGGCAAGCAUGGGAAACAGAAACAUGAUUUCUUAGUCAGUUAGUUAGACCUUUGAUUGGCAUUUGUCCUUUUCUGGUAUUUGAACACCGUUUGAGCGUCCCAACUUCAAAAACAGAUGGUAAAGUAAAAAUUCAUGCUGAUGCCUGUGAUUUCUAAACUUGUUCACCCUCUCCAAGUAACACCCUUACAGCUGGGUGAUUAGGGGUGUGUUAUGACUCCUGUCACUCAUAGUGGAAGUGAACGGAGAAGGAUGCAUGUACAAGCUGUAUGAACUCAGCCCUGCUAGCCUCUUCACACCAGCUGUCCAGUUUUAUUGCGUUGUGUUUGUGUCCAUAUCUGAAGUUAUAUGCAGAUUCAUUAUUCCAUAUAAAUUAAAACCUAAUGCACAUCGUUAUCUCGGCAUGUUUUGACAUGUUGUAGAUGGGUUUUCAAUGAGUGGGUGGAAAAUAAAGAGACAUAGGGCUAAGCUGCAGAUAUCUGAACAUGACUUCUAACGCACUGCAUUAUUCUAAGACAUCCACCGACAUUCAUGUGGUUAAAUACUGCAGUAAAACGUGUAGUGGAUGAUGAUACAUGGACAGGACUUUGGCUGGAGGACACUAGCUGCAUCACUUUGUCUUCUAGUCAUAGUGUGUUCAUCAAAGUUUAGUCAUUAUGGUUCUUUCAUGCAGACACAAAGGCUCAUUGGUUUUUAUUUCAUUAGGCUGUACCAUCAAAUCAAGUUACGAUAGCAUAAUCAAUGGAUCACUAAGUUUUGUAUGGGACACACAACCUGAAACAAGAAUAUUGAAGAAGAGGAUAUAAAACGCACUGCUUUGGUUUCAUUAUCACAUAACAGUAUAAUCAGGUAUCCAUGUCAGGAGCAUCAGCAGUGUUUUCUCCUAAAAAAUCUUAAUGAAGCAACUUAGCUGAUUCUACGACAUAACGCUUAUGUGUCUAAAUAUUAUUCAUACAGGGGUUUCGAAACAAAGAAUUGCGCUGAUAUACCAAAGUAAAUUACAUUAUUAACAUGUUCCUUUUGAGCAAUUCCACCACUUAAAUUAAAGUUUCUAUUGGGAACUUUUAACUAGAUUUUAAAAACUAUCUUGCUUGUCCUGAUAUAUCUGUGUCACCUACAACAGCAAAUGAGCCCAUCAGGGGAAGAUAAGAUAUUUCUGAAGAGUGUAACUCCUACUUUCAAAAUUUGUUGGUUGGGUCUUCCCACUGACAAAACGAUUUACGGCACGCAAGCCAGAAGUUUCAGCACUUAGACAGGGACACGAGAGAAGCAGUAAGUUGUUGCUAAGCUAGCCAGUGAAAACAGAGCAAAAACAAAUGGCUACACGUGGCAGAUGAUAGGACAGGGCCCACAAAAAGAAAAUGAAUUAGAACAGAAGUACAAAAAAAAGGAAAAGGGGAAUUUGAUUGAGGGAUUCCUUCUCUACAGAUAAUGUAAGCUGUGCUUUUUUACACUGCUGGCUUAUUGAUAUGGAGAUAUAAUUUGACCAAGGAAAGCUGACAACUUAAGCUUUCUAUACUAAUCUACGGCCGAGUUAUCUGAUCUGUUUGUUGUAGGUUUACUAUUACAACUGGGACGUAACUGUAAGCUAAGAAUACAAGUCACAAUAAUACAACAUUACUUAGUUUCACUGGCGACAUAUUAUAUUUCAAAGAAAUGCAAAUAUAUACAUUACCUCAUCACUAUGCAUCCUGCAGAUACAACAAAACAAAAAAAAUACUAAUAAGUCCUGCCUUGUUUCAUUUGCCUCCAAAACAACUACAUGCCAGACCAAAGACCUUGCGUCUUCAUUACAGUACGCGUAAGAGCUCAUGGGAAAUGCAGCCAUCAUUCUGGAAAAACACUACCACUUUUGUCCAUAGUGGCCGCCAAACGUAGUGGAAAGUGAAAACUCUGUUCAGCUGCUUUAAGAAAUGAAAUGUAAACAAGAGUCUCUUAUUUUGAGUGUUAGCAGCAGCUGUCAGCAUUAUCUCCAAACCCAGUGCAAUUAUGGCCCAAAAGUAUUGAAAAAUAUCCAACUACACAAACAGUAGACUUGUCUGUCAUGCUGUAGUUUGAUGGCUGAGGAGGGUGCCAGAGGAAUAAGGGUGUGACGGCAGACAUAAAAAUUAUGGAUAUGGACAUGACUGUGGCUGCAAUACAAAAUGGUACAUUUGCUCAAAGUAUAUGGACCAUAAAUGAAAUGACUGCUCGUAGCAUGAAAAAGAUGCUCUCACAGACAAAGUACUUUUCUAUUUCUGUGGAAGUUUUGGCAGCAUCGUCGCCAUUAUUGCUGUUAAAAAUGACAAACUCAUCAGGAGCUGAUCUCACGGGACAGCUCAUCACCUCCAGGAGAAAUCUUAAACUGUUUCAUAACCAUUAGAAAGGAAGCUAAUGCCUUAGCCACAGCAUCAUCAGGCAGAGCUGAAAUAUGCUGGGUUUGACCUGUGGGGUCGGGUUGUUCCUGGCAUCACUUAGCAAUGAGAUUUAAUCACUGUUGUUAUUUUUGACCAAUCAGAAUCAAGUAUGCAGUGAGGUACAGAUAACACACCUAAGAUGUAUUUUUAACAUGUAUUCUUUGAAAGUGGUUUGUUGAAAUACUACUACAUGCAUGUACAGGUGUGUCAUCAUCGCUAACAUCUGUGUGUGUUUGCAUCAUAGUGUGCUCUUCCUUUAGUCUUUGUGUGUGUUUAAUGUUUGAUAGUCUUUUGUGCCUGAGCCACUUAGCUAAACCAACACUGCUGUAAUGAUAAGCCUCUCUCCUCCUCCUCCCCCUUCUCUUCCAGCAGUGUGUGUGUGCGUGUGUGUGUCUGUGUGUGUGUGGGUAUUAAUGAUCCCCUUGUUAAAGUUUAAUGUCUCUGUUCCACUGUUGUCAGGGAGAUUUACCACUGAGCCCUAUGGGAAAUGUCUGCCCCACUGCUCAACGCCUGAUGGCAAACGUGUACUCCCAUGCACACAAAUAUGCUUACACAAACACACACAUGCACACAACACAUGCAGAGUUGAACAUGUGUGUGCACGUAGAGGAUGCAUAAAUGGUCAUAUAAUUCCCUUCACCUCUUUAUAUCAGUUUCAUUACCAUGAGGGAGUCGAUGAAGACUGCCGCUGUCGUCGCUCUGUGGAGGGGAAAUGUGUGUCUUUGUGAGUGUUUGGCCGUUCUUCACACAUGGUUAACUCCUGCACUAGAUCAAGCUUAGUGCUGUCUCUUCAUCCCCAUGUGUCUCUGUGCUGGAACCUGAUCAUGCACACGCUGAAGCAGGGUUUUCCUCCUUUACUCAGCGCUGUGAUAAGUCUUCUCUUCCUAACAUCAGAGCUGUAUGUGGCUCUGAAACACGGUUUGUUUGAACUUGCACUGGGUGCUUCACUUAGUUUGGAGACUGUCAGGUCCACAAUGAAAACAAGGGAUGCUGACUGAAGGCUUUUCAAAGCAAAGAUAUACAGCCGGCAACCUCCACUCAUUCACUUUAGUUAAAAAAAAAAAAAAAACUAUUGCAGUGUUUCGACUGUGUUUCCAGUUGUUUUUAAAUGAAGUUCACAUGAAAUUUGAAAUGAGGUGUUGUAAAAAUGUCCCUGCACCAAAUAUGAUCACAGAACUGCAGUGUCAGAAAGCUCUACUGCCAUAACUGAACUCAGUCAAGUGUUUAGAGUCUGUCGUCAGUUCACAGACUUUGAUUUCUGAUCUGCUCAAUGCUGAAACUUCUCUACUCACUUCACUGAAUGGAUGUGUAAUAUGUGACUCCGCAGUUUCAAAGCCAGUGCUGGUCUAGUUUGUGGAAGCUUGUGGAAACAUGAAAGCUUACAGUCUCCUUUCAAAAAUAAAAGGUUUAUCUCUCUGUUCAGGAGAAAUUUUGUCUAACGCAGUUUAACUUUUGGAUAAUUGAAAUAAACAAUGUGGUAGUUUAGCUAUUUUGACUUUUAGUUACAGGGAAGAAAUAUUUGAUCAAACUAAAGUUCAUGGCAGUUUGAAGUUACUUAUUAUAAGGCUUUAUGUAUCUUAUUGUUUUCUGCCUCAGUUGAUCUUUUAAUAGUGUAAUGUGUUAUUAUGCUGUGAUGGUUUUAACCUCUGUAUGCAGCAGAGAUUACCGAUUGGUAAUUUGUGUUCCAACUAUCUGGCAAGUAGGGAUGGGCGAUAGAUUAUUGUACACGAUACGUCAUUAGAAAAAUCCUUUAUGAAAAAUAUUUGCCAUCUCAUGAUAAAUACAAUAAAUGCAAGUUGAGGACAUAAGCGUGAGUGACAGACUCACAGUCAUAGCCCACACCGAGAAGAAUAACAAACAAACAUGGCCGAAGGUAAUAAAGAAGAUGUUUCUGAGCAGCUCGUUACUGAACGAGGCUCCAUGUGAGGGAUUUCCUUCAAGAUUGGGGUUUAGAUGAGUGCAAUCAGGUAUGUCUGACAUUGGACAGUGGAUCUGCUGCUGUUCACUCUGUGCAGUAAGAGUUUUGAACAAAUGUUGAAAAUGUUUUCACAUUUGAGACUUGUUUGAUGUCAUCAGUUUUCUCCAUAACCUACCACUCAAACUUGUGGUUAAGUUACUUAUUUGACUACUCUAACUGGUGUUCUCAAGACAGAAUGAGUCAAAAAUAUAGAUUGGAAUUAUAAUAUUUUUUAUCAGGAUUGCCAGAAUGGCAGAUCUCAUUGUGAUUAAUUUUUUAAGCCCAUAUCGCCCAUCUCUACUGGCAAGUCCAAAGAAAAGAGAAAAGUCAGAUUUAAAAAAAAAAAAAAAUUUCCUGUGGUUAAAUAUGAGAUCACAAAGUCUGGAGGUAAAGGAUGUCACAGUGGUUUUUUAAGUGUGUGUAACAUUAGCAAAAAUAGCGCCACCACCCUGUGGUUCUCUCUGCUUGUGUCAGUCCGCGUGUCUUGUGCCUGCUCCACGUUAUAGCGGAAGUCCAGUAAACCAGACACACUCCACAUACGACUGAAUCUCCAUUUUCUAAAUUGAAAUUCUGGUGAGACUGACAGAAUUCAAUUGUUAAGUUGACUUAACAGUCACUGUCUACUCUGAAUACAUUUUCCACUUGCAGGAUAAUCCAAAAUCAGCCAUUGUUUCCCUGUGUUUCCAGGCAGUGCAGAAAUGUACCUACUCUAGGUCAGUUUCAUCUGGUUUUUGAUGCUCUGUCCAAAGGUUCACACUUUGUUGGAAAAACGCAUAAGGCAGAAGGUUGACUUUUCAGAGACAGGAGAAAAGAGCAUAUUUCACAUAGUUUCUGGUCUCCAGAGCUGUAGGACUAGUGUGAGAUAGGGAUGGAUUUAAAACCUGAUUCUCCAAAAACUACUGUAGUGGGACCUCAACACAAAGAGCUGAGGCUUACAGAUCAUGGUACCUGAUGGUACUUUUGUCCUGCCCACAAAGCUCUGAUCAGCUGACUUAGUAAACAAUAACAAUCUGUCAACAAUGUGAGCUACAACAUGGCAAAACAGGUGAAACUAUAGGGUGACCCUACUCUGAAUCCCAAAAAGAGGAAAGUACUACACCGGGCAGAGUUGCGUGCAAAAUUUUGAGGGUUUUUUGAGUAGCGUUUAGGGUUUCUUAUGUGCUUAUGUGCUCAGUUAGUCCACAGCACACAAACUCAAAACUUCCAUACAAAACAUCAGAUAAUUGAAGGAUUUAUAAAUUCCAUCCUGACAGGCCAGACAGCCCCCCAAAAAAGGACAUGUCCAGGUAAAAGAGGACGUAUGGUCACCCUACGAAACUGUGAGGAGCGGUAGAGUUGAUGAGUGACGCCUCACAUUACACAGACUCAUGACAUCUAUACAGCGUUAACAAACGAGAACAUCUGAGGACAUCGGAUCCAUGUUCGCAGAGAGGUGCUAAUACUGUUACCUCAUAUCCAGCAGCAUUGCAUAAACCAACCAACCUGAAAGGAGAGGAUGAAGACAUCAGGGUGUCUGAAAUGGAAAUUAAACUCGAUUGAAGCUGGGAAUAAACAGAGUGGCAUUAUGGGUAAGCAGGCCCUGAUUAGAGAACAGAUUACAAAUCAUAUGCGGUUAUUUCCCCUGUACGGCAGUCGCAACAGAUGCUGCCACCACUGAUCUCUUCUGCGGAGCAUUACAGCUCACAAGUGUGCGUGUUUGCCUCAGUUCAAACACAUGGUAUCAGACAAAGAAAGACACACACACACAAACACACAGCGUAGCUCACGUUAAAGCGCAAUGGCAGGUCACUAGCAGCCAUCCUGAAUGCUUGCCCUCAAUAACGGUGUCUGCCACCAGCAUGAAUAAUGGACAAUAAUGUUGUGCUCCUCGCUCUUCUAUGAAUAAUACAUUUAUUCUCUAUAUCCAUUUCUGCCUCCGUCUUUCUCUGUCCAUUUCUUAGAGAUGCUGA
Molecule: messenger RNA, 27977 nt
Organism: Xyrichtys novacula (pearly razorfish)
Lineage: Eukaryota; Metazoa; Chordata; Actinopteri; Labriformes; Labridae
Source: the annotation of a GenBank genome assembly